Messenger RNA from Closterium sp. Naga37s-1, 13671 nucleotides. NCBI's taxonomy places the organism in Eukaryota, Viridiplantae, Streptophyta, Zygnematophyceae, Desmidiales, Closteriaceae. The record is from the annotation of a GenBank genome assembly.
AUGUGCUCCCGCGUGUAUACCCGUCAUUCCCUAUGUAUGUUGCCAUGUCAGCAGGUGUUGGAGCAGCACGGCAGGGACGAGUCAUACCACGAGGCUGUGCCACCAGACGCGGUCGCAUUCGCCCGCUCCACCCACCAAGUGCAACAGCUGCUAACCGCGUGCGCUCCUGCAUGCCCGUUAUUCCCUAUGUUACCAUGUCAACAACAGGUGUUGGAGCAGCAUGGCAGGGACGAGUCAUACCACGAGGCUGUCCCACCAGACGCGGUCGCAUUCGCCCGCUCCACCCACCAAGUGCAACAGCUGGUAACCGCGUGCGCUCCUGCAUGCCCGUUAUUCCCUAUGUUACCAUGUCAACAACAGGUGUUGGAGCAGCAUGGCAGGGACGAGUCAUACCACGAGGCUGUCCCACCAGACGCGGUCGCAUUCGCCCGCUCCACCCACCAAGUGCAACAGCUGGUAACCGCGUGCGCUGCCGCCCGCGUGCCCGUCAUUCCCUAUGGCGCCGGCACGUCUUUGGAAGGCCACGUGGCGGCGCUCUGUGGAGGCGUCUCCAUUGACCUGUCGCAGAUGAAUGAGGUGGUGGAGGUACAUGCAGAGGACAUGGACUGCAGGGUGCAGGCAGGGGUGACACGUCAGCAGCUCAACCACCAUCUGCACGACUCGGGCCUCUUUUUCCCCGUUGACCCAGGCUCGGAAUGCACCAUAGGGGGGAUGACAGCAACAAGAGCUUCAGGCACCAAUGCUGUUCGGUACGGCACGAUGCGAGAGGCAGUGCUGGGGGUCACUGCAGUGCUGCCCAACGGGCAGAUCAUAAAAACGGGCAGCCGAGCACGAAAGUCCUCCUCAGGCUACGACUUAACUCGCCUGAUUGUGGGGAGCGAGGGCACACUGGCUGUUGUCACCGAGGUGGCUCUUCGCCUGUAUCCCCAACCCGAGGCUGUCUCAGCUGCUGUCUGCCCCUUCACCUCCAUUGCUGGUGCUGUGGAUGCGGUGAUAGAGACCAUUCAAAGCGCCAUCCCCGUCGCACGCAUAGAUCUCCUGGACGAGGUUCAGACGCACCUGCACCCAAGCCCCACGCUCUUCUUUGAGUUCCACGGCACUGCGGCUGCCGUGGAGGAGCAAGCCAAGAAGGUUUCGGAGAUUGCAUCUGGCAAUGGGGGGGCCUCGUUUGAGUGGUCGACGGCUCCUGAGGAGCGAUCCAAGCUCUGGGCUGCCCGCCACUCCGCCUACUAUGCUGCCUUGGCGCUCAGACCCAACAGCAAAGGGUGGGUGAGCCAACAGCACAGCAGGCAGGUCCUCACGAAGCAGCAGAUCCGCACUGGACUCGUCUUUGAUAAGGACACUCCCUUCCCAAUCUCCCUCUCCCCCGUGUCCCGUCGUUUCCCUACCCCAGCCUCCUCGUGUGCCUAUAUCGCGCCUCACAGAGCUGGUGCUGCUGGCGAAACACCCUUCGUUAGCAGCCUGCUAGCGGACGUGUGUGUGCCUAUAUCGCGGCUCACAGAGCUGGUGCUCUUAGCGAAGCAGCAGAUAGGGCAGGCCCAGCUGGUAACUCGUCUUCCACGAUCACACGCCCUUCCCAACCUCGCUCUCUCUUUCUUCUUCUUUUCUAUCCAUCCUUCCCACCCCCCCUACCCCAGCCUCCUAGCGGAUGUGUGUGUGCCUAUAUCACGUCUCACAGAGCUGGUGGUGCUGGCGAAGCAGCAGAUAGAGCAGGCUCAGCUGGUGGCGCCAAUAGUGGGCCAUGUGGGGGACGGCAACUUCCACGUGCUCUUCAUUGUGGAUCCGGACAAUAAGGAUGAGCUGGCAGCGGUCAAGCGAGUCAACGACAGUCUUGUGGCGCGUGCCAUUGCUGUGGGCGGCACAUGCAGCGGCGAGCACGGCGUGGGCUAUGGCAAUUUGUCAUUCUUGGAGUCGGAGCAUGGGAGCGCAGCACUGGAUGCCAUGGCAGCUUUCAAGGCAGCCCUCUGUCUGCCCCUUCCUCCUUCCAUUAUCUUCAUCUCCUUCCAUCAUCUCCCUCCCCUUCCAUCAUCUCCCUCCCCUUCCAUCAUCUCCCUCCCCUUCCAUCAUCUCCCUCCCCUUCCAUCAUCUCCCUCCCCUUCCAUCAUCUCCCUCCCCUUCCAUCAUCUCCCUCCCCUUCCAUCAUCUCCCUCCCCUUCCAUCAUCUCCCUCCCCUUCCAUCAUCUCCCUCCCCUUCCAUCAUCUCUCUCCCCUUCCAUCAUCUCUCUCCCCUUCCAUCAUCUCUCUCCCCUUCCAUCAUCUCUCUCCCCUUCCAUCAUCUCUCUCCCCUUCCAUCAUCUCCCUCCCCUUCCAUCAUCUCCCUCCCCUUCCAUCAUCUCCCUCCCCUUCCAUCAUCUCCCUCCCCUUCCAUCAUCUCCCUCCCCUUCCAUCAUCUCCCUCCCCUUCCAUCAUCUCCCUCCCCUUCCAUCAUCUCCCUCCCCUUCCAUCAUCUCCCUCCCCUUCCAUCAUCUCCCUCCCCUUCCAUCAUCUCCCUCCCCUUCCAUCAUCUCCCUCCCCUUCCAUCAUCUCCCUCCCCUUCCAUCAUCUCCCUCCCCUUCCAUCAUCUCCCUCCCCUUCCAUCAUCUCCCUCCCCUUCCAUCAUCUCCCUCCCCUUCCAUCAUCUCUCUCCCCUUCCAUCAUCUCUCUCCCCUUCCAUCAUCUCUCUCCCCUUCCAUCAUCUCUCUCCCCUUCCAUCAUCUCUCUCCCCUUCCAUCAUCUCUCUCCCCUUCCAUCAUCUCUCCCCUUCCAUCAUCUCCCUCCCCUUCCAUCAUCUCCCUCCCCUUCCAUCAUCUCCCUCCCCUUCCAUCAUCUCCCUCCCCUUCCAUCAUCUCCCUCCCCUUCCAUCAUCUCCCUCCCCUUCCAUCAUCUCCCUCCCCUUCCAUCAUCUCCCUCCCCUUCCAUCAUCUCCCUCCCCUUCCAUCAUCUCCCUCCCCUUCCAUCAUCUCCCUCCCCUUCCAUCAUCUCCCUCCCCUUCCAUCAUCUCCCUCCCCUUCCAUCAUCUCCCUCCCCUUCCAUCAUCUCCCUCCCCUUCCAUCAUCUCCCUCCCCUUCCAUCAUCUCCCUCCCCUUCCAUCAUCUCCCUCCCCUUCCAUCAUCUCCCUCCCCUUCCAUCAUCUCCCUCCCCUUCCAUCAUCUCCCUCCCCUUCCAUCAUCUCUCUCCCCUUCCAUCAUCUCUCUCCCCUUCCAUCAUCUCUCUCCCCUUCCAUCAUCUCUCUCCCCUUCCAUCAUCUCCUCCCCUUCCAUCAUCUCCCUCCCCUUCCAUCAUCUCCCUCCCCUUCCAUCAUCUCCCUCCCCUUCCAUCAUCUCCCUCCCCUUCCAUCAUCUCCCUCCCCUUCCAUCAUCUCCCUCCCCUUCCAUCAUCUCCCUCCCCUUCCAUCAUCUCCCUCCCCUUCCAUCAUCUCCCUCCCCUUCCAUCAUCUCCCUCCCCUUCCAUCAUCUCCCUCCCCUUCCAUCAUCUCCUCCCCUUCCAUCAUCUCCUCCCCUUCCAUCAUCUCCCUCCCCUUCCAUCAUCUCCCUCCCCUUCCAUCAUCUCCUCCCCUUCCAUCAUCUCUCUCCCCUUCCAUCAUCUCCUCUCCUCUCCCCCUUCCAUCAUCUCUCUCCCCUUCCAUCAUCUCUCUCCCCUUCCAUCAUCUCUCUCCCCUUCCAUCAUCUCCCUCCCCUUCCAUCAUCUCCCUCCCCUUCCAUCAUCUCCCUCCCCUUCCAUCAUCUCCCUCCCCUUCCAUCAUCUCCCUCCCCUUCCAUCAUCUCCCUCCCCUUCCAUCAUCUCCCUCCCCUUCCAUCAUCUCCCUCCCCUUCCAUCUCCAUCUCCCCUCCCCUUCCAUCAUCUCCCUCCCCUUCCAUCAUCUCCCUCCCCUUCCAUCAUCUCCCUCCCCUUCCAUCAUCUCCUCUCCCCUUCCAUCAUCUCUCUCCUCUCUCCCCUUCCAUCAUCUCUCUCCCCUUCCAUCAUCUCUCUCCCCUUCCAUCAUCUCUCUCCCCUUCCAUCAUCUCCCUCCCCUUCCAUCAUCUCCCUCCCCUUCCAUCAUCUCCUCUCCCCUUCCAUCAUCUCCCUCCCCUUCCAUCAUCUCCCCUCCCCUUCCAUCAUCUCCCUCCCCUUCCAUCAUCUCCCUCCCCUUCCAUCAUCUCCCUCCCCUUCCAUCAUCUCCCUCCCCUUCCAUCAUCUCCCUCCCCUUCCAUCAUCUCUCCCUUCCCCUUCCAUCAUCUCCCUCCCCUUCCAUCAUCUCCCUCCCCUUCCCAUCAUCUCUCCUCCCCUUCCAUCAUCUCCCUCCCCUUCCAUCAUCUCCCUCCCCUUCCAUCAUCUCCCUCCCCUUCCAUCAUCUCCCUCCCCUUCCAUCAUCUCCCUCCCCUUCCAUCAUCUCCCUCCCCUUCCAUCAUCAUCUCUCUCCCCUUCCAUCAUCUCUCUCCCCUUCCAUCAUCUCUCUCCCCUUCCAUCAUCUCUCUCCCCUUCCAUCAUCUCUCUCCCCUUCCAUCAUCUCUCUCCCCUUCCAUCAUCUCCCUCCCCUUCCAUCAUCUCCCUCCCCUUCCAUCAUCUCCCUCCCCUUCCAUCAUCUCCCUCCCCUUCCAUCAUCUCCCUCCCCUUCCAUCAUCUCCCUCCCCUUCCAUCAUCUCCCUCCCCUUCCAUCAUCUCCCUCCCCUUCCAUCAUCUCCCUCCCCUUCCAUCAUCUCCCUCCCCUUCCAUCAUCUCCCUCCCCUUCCAUCAUCUCCCUCCCCUUCCAUCAUCUCCCUCCCCUUCCAUCAUCUCCCUCCCCUUCCAUCAUCUCCCUCCCCUUCCAUCAUCUCCCUCCCCUUCCAUCAUCUCCCUCCCCUUCCAUCAUCUCCCUCCCCUUCCAUCAUCUCCCUCCCCUUCCAUCAUCUCCCUCCCCUUCCAUCAUCUCCCUCCCCUUCCAUCAUCUCCCUCCCCUUCCAUCAUCUCCCUCCCCUUCCAUCAUCUCCCUCCCCUUCCAUCAUCUCCCUCCCUUCCAUCAUCUCCCUCCCCUUCCAUCAUCUCCCUCCCCUUCCAUCAUCUCCCUCCCCUUCCAUCAUCUCCCUCCCCUUCCAUCAUCUCCCUCCCCUUCCAUCAUCUCCCUCCCCUUCCAUCAUCUCCCUCCCCUUCCAUCAUCUCCCUCCCUUCCAUCAUCUCCCUCCCCUUCCAUCAUCUCCCUCCCCUUCCAUCAUCUCCCUCCCCUUCCAUCAUCUCCCUCCCCCUUCCAUCAUCUCCCUCCCUUCCAUCAUCUCCUCCCCUUCCAUCAUCUCUCCUCCCCUUCCAUCAUCUCUCUCCCCUUCCAUCAUCUCCCUCCCCUUCCAUCAUCUCCCUCCCCUUCCAUCAUCUCCUCUCCCCUUCCAUCAUCUCCCUCCCCUUCCAUCAUCUCCCUCCCCUUCCAUCAUCUCUCUCCCCUUCCAUCAUCUCCCUCCCCUUCCAUCAUCUCCCUCCCCUUCCAUCAUCUCCUCCCCUUCCAUCAUCUCCCUCCCCUUCCAUCAUCUCCCUCCCUUCCAUCAUCUCCCUCCCCUUCCAUCAUCUCCCUCCCCUUCCAUCAUCUCCCUCCCCUUCCAUCAUCUCCCUCCCCUUCCAUCAUCUCCCUCCCCUUCCAUCAUCUCCCUCCCCUUCCAUCAUCUCCCUCCCCUUCCAUCAUCUCCCUCCCCUUCCAUCAUCUCUCUCCUCUCUCCCCUUCCAUCAUCUCUCUCCCCUUCCAUCAUCUCUCUCCCCUUCCAUCAUCUCCCUCCCCUUCCAUCAUCUCCCUCCCCUUCCAUCAUCUCCCUCCCCUUCCAUCAUCUCCCUCCCCUUCCAUCAUCUCCCUCCCCUUCCAUCAUCUCCCUCCCCUUCCAUCAUCUCCCUCCCCUUCCAUCAUCUCCCUCCCCUUCCAUCAUCUCCCUCCCCUUCCAUCAUCUCCCUCCCCUUCCAUCAUCUCCCUCCCCUUCCAUCAUCUCCCUCCCCUUCCAUCAUCUCCCUCCCCUUCCAUCAUCUCCCUCCCCUUCCAUCAUCUCCCUCCCCUUCCAUCAUCUCCCUCCCCUUCCAUCAUCUCCCUCCCCUUCCAUCAUCUCCCUCCCCUUCCAUCAUCUCCCUCCCCUUCCAUCAUCUCUCUCCCCUUCCAUCAUCUCUCUCCCCUUCCAUCAUCUCUCUCCCCUUCCAUCAUCUCUCUCCCCUUCCAUCAUCUCUCUCCCCUUCCAUCAUCUCCCUCCCCUUCCAUCAUCUCCCUCCCCUUCCAUCAUCUCCCUCCCCUUCCAUCAUCUCCCUCCCCUUCCAUCAUCUCCCUCCCCUUCCAUCAUCUCCCUCCCCUUCCAUCAUCUCCCUCCCCUUCCAUCAUCUCCCUCCCCUUCCAUCAUCUCCCUCCCCUUCCAUCAUCUCCCUCCCCUUCCAUCAUCUCCCUCCCCUUCCAUCAUCUCCCUCCCCUUCCAUCAUCUCCCUCCCCUUCCAUCAUCUCCCUCCCCUUCCAUCAUCUCCCUCCCCUUCCAUCAUCUCCCUCCCCUUCCAUCAUCUCCCUCCCCUUCCAUCAUCUCCCUCCCCUUCCAUCAUCUCCCUCCCCUUCCAUCAUCUCCCUCCCCUUCCAUCAUCUCCCUCCCCUUCCAUCAUCUCUCUCCCCUUCCAUCAUCUCUCUCCCCUUCCAUCAUCUCUCUCCCCUUCCAUCAUCUCUCUCCCCUUCCAUCAUCUCCUCCCCUUCCAUCAUCUCCCUCCCCUUCCAUCAUCUCCCUCCCCUUCCAUCAUCUCCCUCCCCUUCCAUCAUCUCCCUCCCCUUCCAUCAUCUCCCUCCCCUUCCAUCAUCUCCCUCCCCUUCCAUCAUCUCCCUCCCCUUCCAUCAUCUCCCUCCCCUUCCAUCAUCUCCCUCCCCUUCCAUCAUCUCCCUCCCCUUCCAUCAUCUCCCUCCCCUUCCAUCAUCUCCCUCCCCUUCCAUCAUCUCCCUCCCCUUCCAUCAUCUCCCUCCCCUUCCAUCAUCUCCCUCCCCUUCCAUCAUCUCCCUCCCCUUCCAUCAUCUCCCUCCCCUUCCAUCAUCUCCCUCCCCUUCCAUCAUCUCCCUCCCCUUCCAUCAUCUCCCUCCCCUUCCAUCAUCUCCCUCCCCUUCCAUCAUCUCCCUCCCCUUCCAUCAUCUCCCUCCCCUUCCAUCAUCUCCCUCCCCUUCCAUCAUCUCUCUCCCCUUCCAUCAUCUCUCUCCCCUUCCAUCAUCUCUCUCCCCUUCCAUCAUCUCUCUCCCCUUCCAUCAUCUCUCUCCCCUUCCAUCAUCUCCCUCCCCUUCCAUCAUCUCCCUCCCCUUCCAUCAUCUCCCUCCCCUUCCAUCAUCUCCCUCCCCUUCCAUCAUCUCCCUCCCCUUCCAUCAUCUCCCUCCCCUUCCAUCAUCUCCCUCCCCUUCCAUCAUCUCCCUCCCCUUCCAUCAUCUCCCUCCCCUUCCAUCAUCUCCCUCCCCUUCCAUCAUCUCCCUCCCCUUCCAUCAUCUCCCUCCCCUUCCAUCAUCUCCCUCCCCUUCCAUCAUCUCUCUCCCCUUCCAUCAUCUCUCUCCCCUUCCAUCAUCUCUCUCCCCUUCCAUCAUCUCUCUCCCCUUCCAUCAUCUCUCUCCCCUUCCAUCAUCUCUCUCCCCUUCCAUCAUCUCUCUCCCCUUCCAUCAUCUCUCUCCCCUUCCAUCAUCUCCCUCCCCUUCCAUCAUCUCCCUCCCCUUCCAUCAUCUCCCUCCCCUUCCAUCAUCUCCCUCCCCUUCCAUCAUCUCCCUCCCCUUCCAUCAUCUCCCUCCCCUUCCAUCAUCUCCCUCCCCUUCCAUCAUCUCCCUCCCCUUCCAUCAUCUCCCUCCCCUUCCAUCAUCUCCCUCCCCUUCCAUCAUCUCCCUCCCCUUCCAUCAUCUCCCUCCCCUUCCAUCAUCUCCCUCCCCUUCCAUCAUCUCCCUCCCCUUCCAUCAUCUCCCUCCCCUUCCAUCAUCUCCCUCCCCUUCCAUCAUCUCCCUCCCCUUCCAUCAUCUCCCUCCCCUUCCAUCAUCUCCCUCCCCUUCCAUCAUCUCCCUCCCCUUCCAUCAUCUCCCUCCCCUUCCAUCAUCUCCCUCCCCUUCCAUCAUCUCCCUCCCCUUCCAUCAUCUCCCUCCCCUUCCAUCAUCUCUCUCCCCUUCCAUCAUCUCUCUCCCCUUCCAUCAUCUCUCUCCCCUUCCAUCAUCUCUCUCCCCUUCCAUCAUCUCCCUCCCCUUCCAUCAUCUCCCUCCCCUUCCAUCAUCCUCCUCCCCUUCCAUCAUCUCCCUCCCCUUCCAUCAUCUCCCUCCCCUUCCAUCAUCUCCCUCCCCUUCCAUCAUCUCCCUCCCCUUCCAUCAUCUCCCUCCCCUUCCAUCAUCUCCCUCCCCUUCCAUCAUCUCCCUCCCCUUCCAUCAUCUCCCUCCCCUUCCAUCAUCUCCCUCCCCUUCCAUCAUCUCCCUCCCCUUCCAUCAUCUCCCUCCCCUUCCAUCAUCUCCCUCCCCUUCCAUCAUCUCCCUCCCCUUCCAUCAUCUCCCUCCCCUUCCAUCAUCUCCCUCCCCUUCCAUCAUCUCCCUCCCCUUCCAUCAUCUCCCUCCCCUUCCAUCAUCUCUCUCCCCUUCCAUCAUCUCUCUCCCCUUCCAUCAUCUCCCUCCCCUUCCAUCAUCUCUCUCCCCUUCCAUCAUCUCUCUCCCCUUCCAUCAUCUCCCUCCCCUUCCAUCAUCUCCCUCCCCUUCCAUCAUCUCCCUCCCCUUCCAUCAUCUCCCUCCCCUUCCAUCAUCUCCCUCCCCUUCCAUCAUCUCCCUCCCCUUCCAUCAUCUCCCUCCCCUUCCAUCAUCUCCCUCCCCUUCCAUCAUCUCCCUCCCCUUCCAUCAUCUCCCUCCCCUUCCAUCAUCUCCCUCCCCUUCCAUCAUCUCCCUCCCCUUCCAUCAUCUCCCUCCCCUUCCAUCAUCUCCCUCCCCUUCCAUCAUCUCCCUCCCCUUCCAUCAUCUCCCUCCCUUCCAUCAUCUCCUCCCUUCCAUCAUCUCUCCCUCCAUCCUCUCCCCAUCAUCUCUCUCCCCUUCCAUCAUCUCUCUCCCCUUCCAUCAUCUCUCUCCCCUUCCAUCAUCUCUCUCCCCUUCCAUCAUCUCUCUCCCCUUCCAUCAUCUCCCUCCCCUUCCAUCAUCUCCCUCCCCUUCCAUCAUCUCCCUCCCCUUCCAUCAUCUCCCUCCCCUUCCAUCAUCUCCCUCCCCUUCCAUCAUCUCCCUCCCUUCCAUCAUCUCCCUCCCCUUCCAUCAUCUCCCUCCCCUUCCAUCAUCUCCCUCCCCUUCCAUCAUCUCCCUCCCCUUCCAUCAUCUCCCUCCCCUUCCAUCAUCUCCCUCCCCUUCCAUCAUCUCCCUCCCCUUCCAUCAUCUCCCUCCCCUUCCAUCAUCUCCCUCCCCUUCCAUCAUCUCCCUCCCCUUCCAUCAUCUCCCUCCCCUUCCAUCAUCUCCCUCCCCUUCCAUCAUCUCCUCCCCUUCCAUCAUCUCCCUCCCCUUCCAUCAUCUCCCUCCCCUUCCAUCAUCUCCCUCCCCUUCCAUCAUCUCCCUCCCCUUCCAUCAUCUCUCUCCCCUUCCAUCAUCUCUCUCCCCUUCCAUCAUCUCUCUCCCCUUCCAUCAUCUCCCUCCCCUUCCAUCAUCUCCCUCCCCUUCCAUCAUCUCCCUCCCCUUCCAUCAUCUCCCUCCCCUUCCAUCAUCUCCCUCCCCUUCCAUCAUCUCCCUCCCCUUCCAUCAUCUCCCUCCCCUUCCAUCAUCUCCCUCCCCUUCCAUCAUCUCCCUCCCCUUCCAUCAUCUCCCUCCCCUUCCAUCAUCUCCCUCCCCUUCCAUCAUCUCCCUCCCCUUCCAUCAUCUCCCUCCCCUUCCAUCAUCUCCCUCCCCUUCCAUCAUCUCCCUCCCCUUCCAUCAUCUCCCUCCCCUUCCAUCAUCUCCCUCCCCUUCCAUCAUCUCCCUCCCCUUCCAUCAUCUCCCUCCCCUUCCAUCAUCUCCCUCCCCUUCCAUCAUCUCCCUCCCCUUCCAUCAUCUCCCUCCCCUUCCAUCAUCUCCCUCCCCUUCCAUCAUCUCCCUCCCCUUCCAUCAUCUCUCCUCCCCUUCCAUCAUCUCUCUCCCCUUCCAUCAUCUCUCUCCCCUUCCAUCAUCUCUCUCCCCUUCCAUCAUCUCUCUCCCCUUCCAUCAUCUCCCUCCCCUUCCAUCAUCUCCCUCCCCUUCCAUCAUCUCCCUCCCCUUCCAUCAUCUCCCUCCCCUUCCAUCAUCUCCUCCCCUUCCAUCAUCUCCCUCCCCUUCCAUCAUCUCCCUCCCCUUCCAUCAUCUCCCUCCCCUUCCAUCAUCUCCCUCCCCUUCCAUCAUCUCCCUCCCCUUCCAUCAUCUCCCUCCCCUUCCAUCAUCUCCCUCCCCUUCCAUCAUCUCCCUCCCCUUCCAUCAUCUCCCUCCCCUUCCAUCAUCUCCCUCCCCUUCCAUCAUCUCCCUCCCCCUUCCAUCAUCUCCCUCCCCUUCCAUCAUCUCCCUCCCCUUCCAUCAUCUCUCUCCCCUUCCAUCAUCUCUCUCCCCUUCCAUCAUCUCCCUCCCCUUCCAUCAUCUCCCUCCCCUUCCAUCAUCUCCCUCCCUUCCAUCAUCUCCCUCCCCUUCCAUCAUCUCCCUCCCCUUCCAUCAUCUCUCUCCCCUUCCAUCAUCUCUCUCCCCUUCCAUCAUCUCUCUCCCCUUCCAUCAUCUCUCUCCCCUUCCAUCAUCUCUCUCCCCUUCCAUCAUCUCUCUCCCCUUCCAUCAUCUCCCUCCCCUUCCAUCAUCUCUCUCCCCUUCCAUCAUCUCCCUCCCCUUCCAUCAUCUCCCUCCCCUUCCAUCAUCUCCCUCCCCUUCCAUCAUCUCCCUCCCCUUCCAUCAUCUCCCUCCCCUUCCAUCAUCUCCCUCCCCUUCCAUCAUCUCCCUCCCCUUCCAUCAUCUCCCUCCCCUUCCAUCAUCUCCCUCCCCUUCCAUCAUCUCCCUCCCCUUCCAUCAUCUCCCUCCCCUUCCAUCAUCUCCCUCCCCUUCCAUCAUCUCCCUCCCCUUCCAUCAUCUCCCUCCCCUUCCAUCAUCUCCCUCCCCUUCCAUCAUCUCCCUCCCCUUCCAUCAUCUCCCUCCCCUUCCAUCAUCUCCCUCCCCUUCCAUCAUCUCCCUCCCCUUCCAUCAUCUCCCUCCCCUUCCAUCAUCUCCCUCCCCUUCCAUCAUCUCCCUCCCCUUCCAUCAUCUCCCUCCCCUUCCAUCAUCUCUCUCCCCUUCCAUCAUCUCUCUCCCCUUCCAUCAUCUCUCUCCCCUUCCAUCAUCUCUCUCCCCUUCCAUCAUCUCUCUCCCCUUCCAUCAUCUCCCUCCCCUUCCAUCAUCUCCUCCCCUUCCAUCAUCUCCCUCCCCUUCCAUCAUCUCCCUCCCCUUCCAUCAUCUCCCUCCCCUUCCAUCAUCUCCCUCCCCUUCCAUCAUCUCCCUCCCCUUCCAUCAUCUCCCUCCCCUUCCAUCAUCUCCCUCCCCUUCCAUCAUCUCCCUCCCCUUCCAUCAUCUCCCUCCCCUUCCAUCAUCUCUCUCCCCUUCCAUCAUCUCUCUCCCCUUCCAUCAUCUCUCUCCCCUUCCAUCAUCUCUCUCCCCUUCCAUCAUCUCUCUCCCCUUCCAUCAUCUCUCUCCCCUUCCAUCAUCUCUCUCCCCUUCCAUCAUCUCUCUCCCCUUCCAUCAUCUCCUCCCCUUCCAUCAUCUCCCUCCCCUUCCAUCAUCUCCCUCCCCUUCCAUCAUCUCCCUCCCCUUCCAUCAUCUCCCUCCCCUUCCAUCAUCUCCCUCCCCUUCCAUCAUCUCCCUCCCCUUCCAUCAUCUCCCUCCCCUUCCAUCAUCUCCCUCCCCUUCCAUCAUCUCCCUCCCCUUCCAUCAUCUCCCUCCCCUUCCAUCAUCUCCCUCCCCUUCCAUCAUCUCCCUCCCCUUCCAUCAUCUCCCUCCCCUUCCAUCAUCUCUCUCCCCUUCCAUCAUCUCUCUCCCCUUCCAUCAUCUCUCUCCCCUUCCAUCAUCUCUCUCCCCUUCCAUCAUCUCUCUCCCCUUCCAUCAUCUCCCUCCCCUUCCAUCAUCUCCCUCCCCUUCCAUCAUCUCCCUCCCCUUCCAUCAUCUCCCUCCCCUUCCAUCAUCUCCCUCCCCUUCCAUCAUCUCCCUCCCCUUCCAUCAUCUCCCUCCCCUUCCAUCAUCUCCCUCCCCUUCCAUCAUCUCCCUCCCCUUCCAUCAUCUCCCUCCCCUUCCAUCAUCUCUCUCCCCUUCCAUCAUCUCUCUCCCCUUCCAUCAUCUCUCUCCCCUUCCAUCAUCUCUCUCCCCUUCCAUCAUCUCUCUCCCCUUCCAUCAUCUCUCUCCCCUUCCAUCAUCUCUCUCCCCUUCCAUCAUCUCUCUCCCCUUCCAUCAUCUCCCUCCCCUUCCAUCAUCUCCCUCCCCUUCCAUCAUCUCCCUCCCCUUCCAUCAUCUCCCUCCCCUUCCAUCAUCUCCCUCCCCUUCCAUCAUCUCCCUCCCCUUCCAUCAUCUCCCUCCCCUUCCAUCAUCUCCCUCCCCUUCCAUCAUCUCCCUCCCCUUCCAUCAUCUCCCUCCCCUUCCAUCAUCUCCCUCCCCUUCCAUCAUCUCCCUCCCCUUCCAUCAUCUCCCUCCCCUUCCAUCAUCUCCCUCCCCUUCCAUCAUCUCCCUCCCCUUCCAUCAUCUCCCUCCCCUUCCAUCAUCUCCCUCCCCUUCCAUCAUCUCCCUCCCCUUCCAUCAUCUCCCUCCCCUUCCAUCAUCUCUCUCCCCUUCCAUCAUCUCUCUCCCCUUCCAUCAUCUCUCUCCCCUUCCAUCAUCUCUCUCCCCUUCCAUCAUCUCUCUCCCCUUCCAUCAUCUCUCUCCCCUUCCAUCAUCUCUCUCCCCUUCCAUCAUCUCUCUCCCCUUCCAUCAUCUCCCUCCCCUUCCAUCAUCUCCCUCCCCUUCCAUCAUCUCCCUCCCCUUCCAUCAUCUCCCUCCCCUUCCAUCAUCUCCCUCCCCUUCCAUCAUCUCCCUCCCCUUCCAUCAUCUCCCUCCCCUUCCAUCAUCUCCCUCCCCUUCCAUCAUCUCCCUCCCCUUCCAUCAUCUCCCUCCCCUUCCAUCAUCUCCCUCCCCUUCCAUCAUCUCCCUCCCCUUCCAUCAUCUCCCUCCCCUUCCAUCUCCCUCCCCUUCCAUCAUCUCCUCCCCUUCCAUCAUCUCUCUCCCCUUCCAUCAUCUCUCUCCCCUUCCAUCAUCUCUCUCCCCUUCCAUCAUCUCUCUCCCCUUCCAUCAUCUCUCUCCCCUUCCAUCAUCUCCCUCCCCUUCCAUCAUCUCCCUCCCCUUCCAUCAUCUCCCUCCCCUUCCAUCAUCUCCCUCCCCUUCCAUCAUCUCCCUCCCCUUCCAUCAUCUCCCUCCCCUUCCAUCAUCUCCCUCCCCUUCCAUCAUCUCCCUCCCCUUCCAUCAUCUCCCUCCCCUUCCAUCAUCUCCCUCCCCUUCCAUCAUCUCCCUCCCCUUCCAUCAUCUCCCUCCCCUUCCAUCAUCUCCCUCCCCUUCCAUCAUCUCCCUCCCCUUCCAUCAUCUCUCUCCCCUUCCAUCAUCUCUCUCCCCUUCCAUCAUCUCUCUCCCCUUCCAUCAUCUCUCUCCCCUUCCAUCAUCUCUCUCCCCUUCCAUCAUCUCUCUCCCCUUCAUCAAUAAUUUCCCCCGAGCAGCUAUGGAAAGUUACCAUUCUUGGAGUCGGAGCAUGGGCGGGCAGCACUGGAAGCCAUGGCAGCACUCAAGGCAGCAUGGGACCCGCUUAA